AUGAUGCUGUCCAGAGCUGUGAGACCAGCCCUCAGCGCCGGCAAUGCCGCCUUCGCCAGAGCGGCUGUGCCCCAGGUUGCUGGCUAUGCCACCCUGCGAGAAAUCGAGAGCCGUUUGAAGUCGAUUCGCAACAUUGAGAAAAUCACCAAGACCAUGAAAAUCGUCGCCUCCACAAAGCUUACUCGUGCUCAAAAAGCCAUGACCGAUUCGCGAACCUACGGUCAGACAUCCAACCAAGUUUUCGAAGAGGCCGAGACCAAGCCGUUGGAGGAGAAGAAGACACUGUUGGUUGUGGCCAGCUCCGACAAGGGUCUUUGCGGUGGUAUUCACUCCGGAUUGUCGCGUGCUACUCGCCGAAUGCUCGAGACGGAUCCUGGCUUGGACAUUGCGGUUAUCGGUGAAAAGUGCAAGGCCCAGAUCGGUCGUUCCAACUCCAAGAACAUGGUUCUGUCCUUCGCUGGUAUCGGACGAGACGUUCCCACAUUCGCCGAUGCUCAGGCCAUUGCCGACCAGCUGGUGAUGCUUCCCGAGGACUACGCGAGCAUCAAGAUUCUGUACAACAAGUUUGUCAACGCUCAGAGUUACGAGCCGGUCACCGUGGAGGCAUACUCGGAGGAGGCCAUCACCCAAUCCCCCAACUUCGCUGCCUUCGAGAUUGAUGAUGAGGUUCUUGCCAACCUUCGCGAGUUCACUUUGGCCAACGCCCUGUACUGGGCUCUGGCCGAAGGACACGCCUGCGAGCAGUCCGCCCGGAGAAACGCUAUGGAUAACGCCUCCAAGAACGCUGGCGACAUGAUCGGUAAAUUUACCAUUCUGUACAACAGAACCCGACAGGCCGUCAUUACGGGAGAACUGGUGGAAAUUAUUACCGGUGCCACUGCUUCGGAAGACAUGUAG
Molecule: messenger RNA, 897 nt
Organism: Exophiala dermatitidis NIH/UT8656
Lineage: Eukaryota; Fungi; Ascomycota; Eurotiomycetes; Chaetothyriales; Herpotrichiellaceae
Product: ATP synthase F1, gamma subunit
Exons: 4
Coding region: 1-897 (298 amino acids)
Biological process (GO): proton motive force-driven ATP synthesis
Molecular function (GO): proton-transporting ATP synthase activity, rotational mechanism
Source: RefSeq, a predicted model, not a curated record